Messenger RNA from Dictyostelium purpureum, 1663 nucleotides. RefSeq lists its product as uncharacterized. The coding region runs from base 80 to 1612 and encodes 510 amino acids. Lineage: Eukaryota; Evosea; Eumycetozoa; Dictyosteliales; Dictyosteliaceae. The record is from RefSeq and is a predicted model, not a curated record. The transcript has a single exon.
CAUACAUAUUGUAAAAAUAAAAUAGUAAAAUUAAUAAAUAAUAAAUUUGUAUAGUACAAUAAAAGAAAUAUAAUAAAUAAUGAAAUUAUUAUUAAUUGGUUUAAUUUUAACUCUAAUAAACUUUGCAAAUGGUCAACCCAAAAUCAAUGCCAUUACCCAACCACAAUACGGAGCAUCAUCAAUAAUUACCUUUGAUGGUGAUAAUUUUCUUACAAUAUCGAGUAUUAAAAUAGGUACUUCGGUUUGCAAAUUAGUUUCCCAAACUGCUACCCAAGCCUUAUGUGGUCCUUUCAGUGAUAAACUUACACCUGCCACAUCUAAAUUUAUAGCAACCCUUACAUUUACUACUACCGCCACUGUAACUGGAGAUUUCAAAUAUGCUACUCCACAAAUUCAAUUAUAUGGUAUAGAUUAUGAAAAUCAUUAUUUCUGGUUUUAUGGAACCAAUCUUGCCCCAUCAAGUAACUACAAACUUGCAGUUACCGAUACCUCCACUAUUAAUUUAACCCCAACUCCCGAUAGCUCUGCAUCCCAAAUGAACUUUCUUUUACCAAUCUCAUUAACAGGAGGACCAUGUACUUUUACAGUUUCUGACACUCUUGGCUUUACUUAUAAAACUCCAUUAGAUACAAUUGUAGUUUCCCCAACCAUUCAAUCCAUCUCCCCAUCCGUUUGGAAUGCAACUCAAUCCCAAGUAAUUACAAUAACCGGCAUAUUUUUUGGUAAUACUGUAAAUGUUAAAGUCGGUGGUAAUACUAUUUCCAAUUUAGCUGUCACAUCCGCUGGUGCUGUUUUUUUUGAUUCCCCAACCGGUUUUAUUUCAAUAAAAAAUGUUACUAUUGAAACCUCCAAGCAAUCCGUAGGUACACUAUCAAAUGCAUUUACCUAUAACCCCCCAACCAUUUCAGAUAUUACCCAAGUAAACGAAGCUCUCGAAAUAACUGCAUAUGACAUUGGCACAGAUUCAAAAUAUAUUCAAAUUUACAUCAACGGAAACUCUACCGAUUUUAUCCUAUCAAAUAAUGUAAUUAAAGUAACUGUUCCACCAUCCAUUAACACCGGCGAAACCAAUAUUACUGUAAUAUCCGAUACCCAAAGUGUUUCAUCAUUGUUUUUAGUUAAACCCUUACUUACCAAUAUCUCGGCUAUACCAAGUAUUGGUGGUUUUGUAACAAUAGAAGGUGCUUUCUUAAAUGACUGCUAUUUCCAAAUUUUUUAUAAUGAAAGCACUCUUGCAAAAGAUUUAAGAGACAAAGAUGGUAAUAAUCUCUGCGACCGUUCAAAGAAAGGUGAUGUUGUAGUUUGUCCAACCCCAGUAAUGCCAGCCAAUACCACUUUUACUAUUAAAGCUAUAAGAUAUACCGAUAAUCAAAAUACCACUAGCGUACAAAAGAUUGCAGAAAUUGAAGGCUCAGUUUAUUUCGUUGAAACACCUUCACCAUCCCAAACACCAUCACCAACCAUUUCACAAACACCAUCACCAUCACAAACACCACACUCCAAUUCAACAGAUUCCUCCCACGAUGAAGAUACACCAUCCAAUUCAAAUCAAUUAUUACCAAUUUAUAAAUUUAUUUUAUUAUCUUUUUUAUUAUCUUUUUUAUUAUAUUAAUAACCUAAAUAAACAAACUAUAAUAUGAUGUAUUUUUAAAAUUAUUUAAUU